This is a messenger RNA of Alternaria metachromatica, 1464 nucleotides long. RefSeq lists its product as uncharacterized. Gene Ontology annotation, cellular component: membrane. Gene Ontology annotation, biological process: transmembrane transport. The coding region runs from base 1 to 1464 and encodes 487 amino acids. The record is from RefSeq and is a predicted model, not a curated record. Gene Ontology annotation, molecular function: transmembrane transporter activity. The transcript is spliced from 3 exons. NCBI's taxonomy places the organism in Eukaryota, Fungi, Ascomycota, Dothideomycetes, Pleosporales, Pleosporaceae.
AUGCACCGCAUGGGAAAGACGCAGGAAACCCGGCGAAACUUCCGUUCUAUCACCAUUCUAGGAUUCUGCAUAGUUCUUCUUUCGACUUGGGAGACUAUCCUUGCCACAUCUGUCUUUGCUCUUGCCAACGGCGGAACAGCAGGGCUUAUCUGGGGAUACUUCAUCGUCAUGAUCGGGUUCGGCUUCGUUGUCGCUUCGUUGGCUGAGAUGGCAUCGAUGGCACCAACGGCUGGCGCACAGUACCACUGGGUAUCAGAGUUCGCACCUCCAAGCUGCCAGAAGUUUCUCAGCUAUCUGGUAGGUUGGCUCGGGGUUCUGGGCUGGCAGACCGGUGUAGCAACAGUUUCGUAUCUUUCCGGAAAACAGAUCCAGGGUCUCGUCAUCUUGAACAAUCCGUCGUACAUUCCGAAGGCGUGGCACGGAACGCUCCUCAUCUGGGCUGUCCUGGCCAUAUGCUUGGCGUUCAACACAUACCUCUCUCGCCAUCUACCAUUAAUAGAAGGAGGCGUCGUCAUACUGCACGUUGCUGGAUUCUUCGCUGUCGUAAUUCCACUCUGGGUCAUGAGCGAUAGAAGCCACUCUUCCAGCGAUGUCUUCACGGUCUUCGAGGACAAUAUGAUGUGGGGGAAUAUUCCGCUCGCAGUCAUUCUUGGCCUUACGAGCGCUACCAGCUCCUUCGUUGGCGUUGAAGCGGGAGCACACAUGGCGGAGGAGGUUCGCGAUGCUGCACAUGUGAUCCCGCGCGCUAUGAUGUGGACGUGGCUCGGGAACGGGUUGCUCGGCUGGAUCAUGGCAAUCACCUUCUGCUUCUGCGUCACCGAUACAGUCUCUGUACUUACGACACCACUUGGCACGCCUUUCAUUCAAGUUUUCGUCGACACAACCAAGUCCGUAGGCGGCGCGACUGCGCUGACGGUUUUGAUGUUGGUCGUUGCGAUUUUCGCUUGCGUUGCUAUCAUGGCAACAAGUUCACGCCAGGUAUUUGCCUUCGCUCGUGAUAAUGGCGUCCCAUUUGCGCAUGUCUUCAGCAAGGUAUCAACGAAGCGCCAAGUACCGAUCAACUCGACCUACAUAACGGUUGUUUUCGUCGUGAUUCUGUCAUGUAUCAACCUUGGCUCCACUGUCGCAUUCAUGCAGGUGAUCUCCCUUGGUGUCGCUUCGAUGCUAACGUCGUACCUGAUCACGAUCUCGUGCGUUGCCCUGAAGCGCAUAAGAGGUGAACCGCUUCUGCCGUCCAAGUUCGACCUGGGAAGACUUGGAUUACCGAUCAACAUUAUCGCUGUACUGUUCCUGCUGUUUGCUUGGGUCUUCUGUUUCUUCCCUGUUGGGCCUCGGCCAACAAUUACAGAUAUGAACUGGGCAGUAUUGGGAUAUGGGAUGGUCGUUCUCUUUGCUAUACUGUACUACGUUCUUCGUGGCAGACACGCGUACGUUGGGCCGGUCAAAUACGUUCGGAUGACAUGA